Carcharodon carcharias (great white shark) is the source of this 2465-nucleotide messenger RNA. It is a transcript of the gene lcmt2, whose product is annotated as leucine carboxyl methyltransferase 2. NCBI's taxonomy places the organism in Eukaryota, Metazoa, Chordata, Chondrichthyes, Lamniformes, Lamnidae. Gene Ontology annotation, biological process: tRNA methylation; wybutosine biosynthetic process. The coding region runs from base 209 to 2173 and encodes 654 amino acids. The transcript has 14 exons. Gene Ontology annotation, molecular function: tRNA methyltransferase activity; protein binding. The record is from RefSeq and is a predicted model, not a curated record.
CUUGGCAGUGCGCACGCGCGGAAUCAGCCGGCAGCUGGCGCAAUGAGCCGGCAGAGUGUUACUGUCAGCACCAGAAACAAAAGGUGUAGGAACAAGAGACAGGCUGGGAAGGACAUUGCUGUGAGUGAUAGUUUCUCUGGGUUUGGGGCUCGAGCGGUGGAAAGAGGUCCAGGGUACAAAUGACAGCAGCAUCGUUAGCAAGUGUUCAAUGGUCAGUCUAGGCUACUUCAAUGAUGGUUUCCUCAAAGGAUUUGUAAACAAACCCGCCAGAAGAGCUCCACUUAUAAACCGUGGUUACUGUGUGAGGGCAAAGGCAGUGGAUUAUAGUCUGCGUUGCUUCUUGCAACAGACAGCGAGUUACUCUCAGAGACAGAUCCUCUCACUUGGAGCUGGGUUUGAUUCCUUGUAUUUUCGGCUAAAGGCAAACGGGGAGCUGAAAAAUGUGAUUGUAUAUGAGGUGGAUUUUCCAGAUGUUGUUCAGCGCAAAGCAGCUCUGAUUAAAAACAAGCAGGAAUUCGUGGACCUCAUAGGCUGCAUUGAUGAAAUUAGACCAGCCCAAAUGGGUCGCCUGUAUCUUAGUGGUAUGGAUUACAAAUUGCUUGGCAUUGACCUGAUUGAAAUAGUGGAGUUAGAUAAUGUACUGAUGGAGACUGGCCUAAACCCUGCUUGCCCGACCCUGAUACUAUCAGAAGUUGUACUGACAUAUAUGAAAGAUGAAAGUUCUUCAGCAGUAAUCCAUUGGGCAGCGGACCGAUUUUCGUCAGCAGUGUUUGUUGUCUAUGAGCAGAUACGUCCAGAUGACCCUUUUGGCCAGGUCAUGCAGCGACAUUUUACGCAAUUGAACUCCACACUGCAUGCACUCAUUCAGUUUCCUGGAAAGGAAGCUCAACGGAAACGUUUUUUAAAUGAGGGCUGGGAGAAAUGUCAUUGUAUUGACAUGAACGAGUUUUAUGUUGGAUUUAUUCCGGAAGAAGAGAAACGAAGGAUUGAAAUGUUGGAACCUUUUGAUGAGUAUGAGGAAUGGCAUCUAAAGUGUUCUCACUAUUUAAUUCUGAGUGCGUCAAAAGGAGACCUGAAAGAGUGUCUGUUGCUCCAUCCUCCUCCAGACUUCAAUGUCACUAAAUUAGAUACUCUUGCUCCACUGCGGAUCUCUGUGCCUCUGUGUGAGACAGAAACAAAGAAUCCUCUCCUGAGGAGGUUUGCCCAUUGUUCUUCACUUAUUGCCCCCAAUGUAGUUCUUAUCAGUGGAGGAUUUGGCAGCAGAGGUGGCCAGCAUGGACGCCUCAGGAAUGUAUCACUGAUGGUUAAAAAUGGACCCGUUUGGAAAAGCAGCUCUGUUAGAGAUCAGGGAUCAAUCCAUUUAUUGACUGAACGAAUGUUUCACAGCAUGACUGCACUUUGUGACAGUCGUUGUAUAAUCUUUGGUGGCCGUACGUCUCCACUGAAGCCAGUCACAAGUCUUCUUUGUUUGAAAUGUGACAUGGGUGAUGGUGCCACCUCCAGCAUCAGCUUGUCAGUAAAGGAGAUUGAAUGCAGUGGUAAUGCGCCAUUACCACGCUGGCGACACACAGCAACAGAAGUGAUUCACAAAGGUCAGAGAUAUCUGUUUAUCUUUGGUGGUCGCUCUUCCAGAGAAUUGGUACUAAGUGACUGGCAUUUCCUUAACCUGGAAGACUACAGCUGGGCAGAUAUUCCAGUUAAUGGGCCCAUUCCAGAAAAUCGUCAUUCCCACAGUGCCUGCUCAUGGAAAGGUGGUGUGCUGAUUGCUGGAGGAUUAGGAGCAACUCAGAUCCCUUUGGCAUCCAUUUUCCAUCUUAGACCAACCUGGUCUGGAUUCAUUUGGGAUAGAAUAGAAGCAGUUUCUUCUUUCAUUCCACGAUACUCACACACAGCUCAUAUUAUUGGUGAUAAACUUCUUUUACUGGGAGGAGUGACAAUCCAUUCUGAUUCACUCCAUGAGGUAACUCUUAUUGACCUUAUAACAGGACAAAGUUUUGACCACUGCAUUGACACAAAUCUUGUGAAGUGGCCUCUAAUGUUGCACAAUCACAGUAGUGUGUUGUUAGUGAAGGAGCACCAAGUGCUGGUUAUAGGAGGAGGAGGGAACUGCUUCUCAUUUGGAACUCACCUGAAUCAUCAACCAGUUCUACUGCAGCUACCCGAGAUCAGAUGAACCUGUGUACUUAGAGGCUCAGAGCGCAGCCAGUGUAUAAUCCGAAACUUCAUUAGUGAAAUGCUACCUCUCUUGGAAACCUUUGAAGUUAUGACCUCACAGCUGUUCUGUUGAAUUUGUUGAAAGCUUCAUGUGAAAUAUUAUGAACUUAAGUGUCAAUGAUCUUGACAAACAUCAUUGGUUGUUAUCAGAAAAAUGUACAUUGUUACACUUUUAGUAUUUUCUAAACAUGUUUUUCCAUUUUUAGGGAUCAAUACAAAUUUUAAAAAUAAAAAUAAAAUUUGGAGUUGAA